AUGUUCCAUGCUGGAGUUCCAACUGCUAACAAUGUCAGCCCUUAUACAUGCGUUUCCACGAACUCAUACAACACUUUGCCUCAUUUAGCCACUGAUCUGUCAAGAUAUUCAAAAGCUGGGCUUAGAAGGUUUGCUAGAUCUAUUUAUCAGUGGAGCUCGUCUAAGGUUGACGAUGACGGAGAAGAGAUAGACAAGCUGGAUCGGCAACAAUUGCAGCCUAAAUUCCAGACUCUUCAAACUGAGUUCUCAAAGUUAAAUUUCAGAGAAGAUAUGAAUAUAAAAACUGCACUAGCGAAAUGUAAUAGACAACCCGAUUCCUUCACAACAUUGAAGAAUUUUGAAAAGGUAUCUUCUCAUCCUUCAAGCCAAAAGAGAGUCAUAGUGAUUGUGAACAUUCCUGAGGGAACCGGCAUUUCGAGCAUUCUCGCACAAGUGUGCGGUGGUCCAAUGGAAAGAAUUAACUUCUACAGGGGAAGAGGCAACAGAAAUGCAAAUGUGGCUGAACUUUACUUCAUCUUCCCAGAGCAUGCCCGCAAGUUUCAUGAAUAUGCUACGACUACUCGAUUUUUCAUCGUAAACGGCUACGCUUUGCAAGUUGAAUGGGCGGAUCGAAGCAAUUCAGAGGAUUUGGAUGAAUUUCACCCGCAAGUACCUUCCUAUUUGGCUAAAGAGAUACUUCAUUGGGGAGCUAGGAGAUGUCUUGUCUUUUCCAAAGCUGUGCCAUCGAAGACUAUCAAAAACACCAAUCAGCUACACUAUCCUUCAGCCAAAUCCCAUUUCACGAAGGGACUAGACAUUUCGCAGAUAAGAAAAGAUCUAGUAGUCUUUGGCGAAAUUCUAGACAUUGGUCCUGUGAUCUCUAGGAAAGUAUGCUUCUCUGUCCAAUUUGCAGAUGUGAGAUCUGCAGUGGUUGCGAAAAAGGUCUGUGAGACCGUUGGAUCUCCACUAUACGACCAAUUUAAGGACUGGUCACUAUGGUAUGGUAAGGACCCAACUGACUUACCUUGUAUAGGAAAGUAA
Messenger RNA from Dujonia railenensis, 1020 nucleotides. Lineage: Eukaryota; Fungi; Ascomycota; Pichiomycetes; Serinales; Debaryomycetaceae. The record is from the annotation of a GenBank genome assembly.